GAGGCGGCAAAGGCAAACCGGCUGCCGAGACAGCUCGAGGAGCGCUGAGGACUUCGAGCUGGGACAGCGGUCAUGGACCACAUCACGGUGACGAAGGUAGAAAAUGUGACAUUAUUGGAUCAUUUUGCGGGUAAGACACUAUCUAAUGGGAUUCUUUACCUUACUGCAACUCACCUGAUCUAUGUGGAGGCUUCUGAUGCAGCACGGCAAGAAACAUGGAUUGCAGUGCAUCACAUUGCCACUGUGGAGAAGUUACCUUUAACUAGCGAAGGCUGUCCCCUGAUUGUGCGCUGCAAGAACUUCCUGGUGGCCCACUUUAUUUUAGACUCUGACACAAUUUGCCAGGAGGUUUAUAUUUCACUGCUCAAGCUUUCUCAGACAGUAUUAUUUGAAGAUCUGUAUGCUUUUUUUUAUAAUCCCAAAUCUACAAAAGAGAUGAGGGAAAAUGGAUGGAAGCUGAUUGACCCAAUAUCAGAUUUUGGGCGUAUGGGAAUACCCAACAGGUACUGGACCAUAACAGAUGCCAACAGAAACUAUGAGAUAUGCAGUACUUACCCUCCUGAAAUAGUGGUUCCUAAGUCUGUAACCUUGGGAACGUUGGUUGGAAGUUCGAAGUUCAGAAGUAAAGAACGGUUACCUGUGCUCUGCUACCUCUACAAAGAGAAUAAUGCUUCCAUUUGCCGCUGUAGCCAGCCUCUGUGUGGGUUUUACACUCGCUGCGAAGAUGACGAGCGCUUGCUAGAGGCUAUUGGACAAACAAACCCAGGGAGCCAGUUUAUGUAUAUUAUAGACACAAGACCGAGGUUGAAUGCCUUGGCCAACCGAAUAGCUGGGAAGGGGUAUGAAAACGAAGACUACUAUGCCAACACUCGCUUCAGGUUCAUGGGCAUUGAGAACAUCCAUGUGAUGCGGAGCAGCCUGCAGAAACUCGUGGAAGUUUGUGAAUCGAAAACUCCAACAGUGACUGAAUUUCUUAGCGGCCUGGACAGCUCAGGGUGGUUGACACACAUUAAAGCUAUUAUGGAUGUUGGAACUUUCAUUGCAAAGGCUGUAAAGGUAGAAAAAGCCAGUGUCUUAGUCCACUGUUCUGAUGGGUGGGACCGCACAGCACAAGUCUGCUCUUUGGCCAGCAUCCUCCUAGAUCCAUUUUAUAGGACAUUCAAUGGUCUCAUGAUCCUGAUUGAGAAGGAAUGGAUAUCCAUGGGCCACAAGUUCUCCCAAAGGUGUGGCCAUCUGCAUGGGGACUCUAAAGAAGUCUCCCCUGUCUUCACCCAGUUCCUAGACUGUAUCUGGCAAUUAAUGGAACAAUUUCCUUGUGCCUUUGAGUUUAAUGAAAUCUUCCUGCUGGAGAUCCAUGACCAUGUUUUUUCCUGCCAGUUUGGGAACUUCCUUGGAAACUGCCAGAAGGAUCGGGAAGAUAUGAGAGUCUAUGAGAAAACACAUUGUGUGUGGCCUUUCUUGGCUCAGAAGAAACCAGACUUCAAGAACCCUCUCUACAAAGGCUUAAAUAUGUAUGAGGUGCUUGAUCCUAGCACUUUGCCCUGCAACAUUCAGUUCUGGUGUGGAAUGUAUAAUCGCUUUGACAAAGCGCUACAUCCCCAGCAAAGUAUGAUAGAGAGCCUCCUGGAAAUUGAGAAGCAGAAAAUGCUGCAGAAAUUGAAAGCUCUCGAUGAGCCACCAGAAGAACUCUUUACCAGCUGUCACUUUGGGGAUUUAUUAUCUCAGCAUCCGGAAAGUCCUUUGACCAAUCCUCUUGAUUUUAUGGGAGACCUGCAUGCUUUGUCCAGGGAAGGAGGCCUCCAAGCUCAGAAGGACCAAGCAAAAUGCCAGUGUGGCGACUGCCCGUAUGAACGAUUUGAGAUUAUAGGCAGCUUUAGGGCCAUAAGCAUUUCUGAGAAUGUGGGCUUCUCUGGAGAUCCAGGCAUUUCUGAGGCCAUGGGUGCCUCUGAGGCCAUAGGCAUCUCCAAGGCUAGCAGUGAGGAGGCAAGCUGCUCCCAGCAACAGUAAGCUACUUAUCUGCUUCUGUGCUGGGUGCACCUGUAGCACCCACGAUAAUCCUUGUGCCAAAGAACGUUAUGCUGCUUUUAUAAUUGGUUUACAUGGGCAGGGCCUGGGCACCCCUCCUCCCACUUAAGAAUCUGGAAGGGGAUUUAGGGCGUUUACUAAUUCAGCAACCAGUAUAUAUGCGUGUCAAGCUGGCCUGGAAUGUAGGCAAGAGAGAAUAUCUUAUUGUUCUAGAAUGGGAUUUAACUUUAGAGAUGUUGCCUUUGAACUGAGAUAUUAGACUGGUUCCAUUAUUCCAUUUUCCUUCCCUACUUCCCCCCCUCCUCACUGCUGUAACAUUAGAAUGAAGUGGGAAUGUUGUCAUAGGUGGCGAAUUAAGAUCCUGCUGAGGGAGGGGCUGGAGAGAUGGUGUGUAACAGAUAACUGAAUUACAGAGUGGUUUAAAAGAAAAUUUCACUUUUGUGUAUGUUUACUCAUAGGAUGUAAGCUAUUGUUAUUGCCAAUAAAGACCCUGACAUUUGUCUGAGAAAUAAAUCAGAAUGUUCCUUAACUGUUAA
Molecule: messenger RNA, 2561 nt
Organism: Phyllostomus discolor (pale spear-nosed bat)
Lineage: Eukaryota; Metazoa; Chordata; Mammalia; Chiroptera; Phyllostomidae
Gene: MTMR8
Product: myotubularin related protein 8
Exons: 14
Coding region: 73-2007 (644 amino acids)
Biological process (GO): dephosphorylation; negative regulation of autophagy
Cellular component (GO): nuclear envelope
Molecular function (GO): phosphatidylinositol-3,5-bisphosphate phosphatase activity
Source: RefSeq, a predicted model, not a curated record